GAAACAGUGCAGUGCCAGCAGAAAAUAAAUCGGAAGUAUUACUUCUCUUUUUUCGUGAGUUUAUUUUUCAAAUCAUUCUGCACUUAGUAGUGUUGAAUGCCACAGCCGUGCGAAAUCACAGUGUCGACAGCUUGUGGAAUGACCAGGGUUGUCAGCUUGAUUUGAUGAAACGGUGUGCCGACUGUGUGGAAAACGUUGCACCGGCUGAGAGCAGACUGAUGGAGAAGGCAGAGCGGUCCUGCCCCCCUCCAUGACCAUCUUCAGCUGCUAGCGAUAAAAGUUCUCGCUGGCGACACUCUUAACUAUGGGCGGGUACCAUGAAAUCCCUUAACUACUACUGCCACUAAGUCGGUCGUGGAACUGUUUCACAAUGCCCGGCUGCUGGUACAGCUGGAAGCUCACAGUAGCCUGAUAGUAACGUUACAGGCCUGCUUUUACCAUCUCGAAAUUUCUUGGCAGGUGAGAGCAGGCCAGCUAGCACUGCUAGCGUUAGCCUUUUCCGCACUGCACCUGUAGGUUUUGAUUUUGCAGUUUUUUCCUCUGGCCACACCUUUGCAUUGACAUCUACCAACUGGAGGAACAUUUAACUUCAAAAAGUAUUUUUAUGGGAUUCUUAUCGGCGAAGAGAGAAGCGGGCAUAAGCUAAAAUGGUGAACUGGAGGCGGCUGCUGCGAAUGUCCAACCGAUCAUUUUUGGCCUUCAUAUUCAUCUUCUCCAUGUCCACUACUUGUCUCUACUUCAUUUACGUGGCUCCCGGAAUAGCCAACACAUACUUCUUCAUGGUGCAGGCUCAAGGCAUCAUGUUGAGGGACAAUGUGAGGACCAUCGGCCAGAUGAUCAGAUUGUAUACAAACAAGAACAGUACUCUUAAUGGGACAGAUUAUCCUGAUGGCACUAACUCCAGUGAGUACCUGGCCCAACCAACUACUUACCUCCCUGAGAACUUUACCUACGCUCAGAACCUCCCUUGCCCAGAACGAUUACCUUCUAUGAAGGGCCUUAUGGAAGUAAAUAUGACAGAGGUCCCUAUGGAGGUGAUAGAAAUGAAGUUCUCCAAGUUUUUUGGCGUCGAGUUUGGAGGCCAGUGGAAACCAAAGGACUGUAGACCUCGCUGGAAGGUGGCCAUCCUUAUUCCAUUUAGAAAUCGCCAUGAACAUCUUCCCAUCCUUUUCCAACACCUUAUCCCCAUGCUUCAGAGACAGCGACUGCAUUUUGGCUUCUACGUCAUUGAGCAGAGUGGAAGCCAACCAUUCAACAGAGCCAUGUUAUUUAAUGUGGGAUUCAUGGAAGCUAUGAAGGACUUGGACUGGGACUGCUUGAUUUUCCAUGAUGUUGACCAUAUCCCUGAAAAUGACCGAAACUACUAUGGCUGUGGUCAGAUGCCACGCCACUUUGCUGCCAAGCUGGACAAAUACAUGUACAUUCUUCCAUAUAGUGAGUUCUUUGGUGGUGUGAGUGGGCUCACUGUGGAUCAGUUCUGGAAGAUUAAUGGUUUUCCCAAUGCAUUUUGGGGUUGGGGUGGAGAGGAUGAUGACUUAUGGAACAGGGUUCAGUAUGCCGAUCUGAAUGUCACACGACCAGAGGGGGAGAUUGGCAAAUAUAAAUCGAUUCCUCACCAUCACAGAGGAGAGGUGCAGUUUCUUGGGAGGUAUAAACUCCUAAGAUAUUCCAAAGAGCGGCAACACUUGGAUGGUCUCAACAACUUGCAUUACAGUCCACACAUCUCACUUAGUAGUCUGUACAAGAACAUCUCUGUGGACCUUUAUCCUGAGCUUGCCCCUAUCACAGAGUACUGAACUGACCCAGCCACAUCCUGCACUCCCUGAGCUCACCCUGCUCUCUUCCAGUCUGACCUCCUGGUGUUAUCUUCAGCAGUUCAGAGGUAAAGCUGUGGAGAAGAGGAGGUGGCACAGGCUCUGAGGGAUGAAGAGAAGCGCCAUAUAAUGCUGCCAAGAAAUCUUGCUGUGGAAAAAAUCCAAUCCAAAUAAAAAAGUUUUUUUUGUUUUUCAAAGGCAGUGGCUAGUUUCUAAAGAUGAACUAUUCAUUCUGUGUGUCAGUUGAAAAAUGUGUGGGUGUGCUGAGUGUGAAUUGAUGAGUUUGUUGCUGCAUGUCAUUUUGUUUGUACCAGCUUAACUACAAGUCGACAUUAAUCUUGAGCAGCAGUUAUCUCAACUCUAAUGUUUACUGCAAAGCCUUAAUGUGGCAAAACCACAGCUCCCUGCUCUCGGCUCUGCACUGCUUCACGUCUGAUGUAUAAAACCAUCACCUUACAAGCCAAUAAACAUUUUUUUUCUCAAUUUUUAUUUCAUUUGUUUUAUACAUAUCAUUUUGUUAUAACGGUAAUCUUUUUAAAAGAGGGACACACAGUUAACAUUUAUAUACAUAUAUAUAUAUAUAUAUGAUGUACAUUUUUUUUUUUCUUAUUUUAAUAAAUUGUAUUUAUUUUCGGUUUCAGGAUGUUUAGUAUUUCUCUUUUGUCUUGUUUUUUUUCUCCUGCACUGCUGCUGAAUCUGCAUGAACAUGUAUGUAAAUAUCAGCCUCUUAAUGAUCACAGAACACAGAUAUGUAAAUAGUCUUUGAAUGCUUGAGCAAAUACAGUGAUAUUCCAGUGGAUAUGAAUUUUAUUUUGGCAGCUACCCUUGAUUUGAGUAUUUAAUAAGAGUGAAUCAUUCCUUUCCAGCUGGAAGUUCUAACGAUGUAAGAUGUUUGGGUCAAAAAGCAUCCACAUCUCAUUAUUUGUUAUCAUCAUUUUCAUGCCUUAAUUUUUUUUUUUACACAUUUUUUUCAAACAUAAAUUAAUUUCAUCAGGUAGAGAUCUGUGUAUUUAAAUUAUUUUCUUUCUUUCUUUCUUUUUUUAAUGUGCACUGUACAAGUAAAAGUUAGAUAAAGCAUGACUAAGGCGCUCCAUGACUUUAUAAAAAGAGCAUGGCUGGCCAGCGUGUCUGCACAACAUGCUUAGUACAGGUUCAUGGUUUCACAUAAGUCUAUAUUUUUUGUCUCAGAUGUUUUUAUUUUUUUAUGAUUUUCUAUGCUUUUGUUUGUUUGUUUUUUUCCAAGUGCUGGACGAUAUGAUAGACCUCUUUAUUGUACUGUACCAUGUAAUGAAGCAUGGCAAUUUGAUGUGUGGAUGAUGUGUCUGGACUGUGGCUUUAAAUGUUUUGGGGUUUUGGUUUUUUUCCCAAAGUUGCCAAGCAGUGAGAAGAGCCUGAACGAGAGAACAUUGGUGUGAGCUUCUCAUAGGUAUUCAUGCUGUGAAAACAGGGUUUUUUUCUAAACCUAAGCACUAGAGCGAGUAAUGAGAGAAAUGUGUACACAGAAUUUUUGGUGACAUUGACGGUUAUGAUUCUCUGUGUCUUUAGGAUUUAAAUUUGACCAUGAUUUGUAUGUUUGGAGAUUUUAUGUUUUUAAAUAGUUCUCUGCCCAUGUUUGUCCUGACUUUAUUUGCUGAUUAUUGAAUCCUGUUAAACGGCUUCAGAAUGAACCUCUUACUCUCCCAUACAUGUGUCAAUUUGGUUUUUGGUUGUCAGCCUAAAUGGUGUUCCUGCUUUGGAUUGUCCACUAAUUUAGAGCAUUGGUGACCAAAUAUGUUUACCUCUGCAACUGCGAUUCAUGCCUACCUACAGACCGAUUAGUCAGAAUAAGAUAUGAACACAAACUGUCCAGCCUGAUUUUGUGUGAAUGGGUACCACAUAAGUAACAAGAAACAAGACAAAUUCAGUGAUUUGCAAAUUAAACCUCGGAUUUAAUGCAAAAUUGUACAACAGCAUAUCCAUAUAGUAUAACUAAUUUUAGUGUUUUGGUUGGCUGGAAAUUGUUGAAUGUUUCAACCUCUAGAAGCUCAGACAAUAUUGCAAUAAAAGCGCACAGUUAUUUAGGGAAAAUCAAGAACACAUCAGCAUCAGAUUCACUUAAAUGACCACACAUUUACAUGAAAAUCAAUUCGAUAUAAGUUUCAAACAUAUACAUCGUUACAUUCUAUUCUGUGGUUUUCAACAGCAGGCGAGAUUUGCCUCUUGUUGUAAAAUUGGAAGUGGAAGGAGAUGGCCUAUAUUGUGUUAAAAGUUUGAAAUCUGCAGAUAAACUGCGUAACAGAUGUUUAAGGUACUUUUGCUAAGAAGCAACUCUUAAACAAAAAUUUAAAAUACAUCAAAACGACUGGCAACAGAUGAUGCAUUAUUUAUAUUUUUUCUUUAUAGAUAAAACUAAGUUCAUAGAAAGUUAUCUUGAUCACUGAAAUUAAAAUAUCCCACUGAUGGAGAGAAUUUUGUUUUAUAUUUUCUGUAUGUUCCAUGUUUUUGAGCUGUGAAAGGUCAUGAUAUGGAAAGACUAGUGAGAACCUACAAUCCCAUCCAGGCUCAGGUUUCAGAAACACUCUGCUUUAUCACAGAGUAGGAUCUGCAGGAUCUAAAGGCAUGCACUUGUCUUUCUUGUGACUCUGCUGUCAUGUUUUGUUUUUGGUUCUAUUUUGUAUUAAUGUGAUCCUCCAGUGACAGUACUAAUGCCUUAAUUUCCAACUUGUAGUAAAAUAUUAAAAGCAGUAUUCAGAAUAAAAACCUUGUUUCACACGGGAUUGGAUUAGAUCAUCUGGUACAUUAACUUGCCCCAUUUCCAUCAUCAGUGUACACCUGAAGUUUAUACCCCUCUGCUGGGAUAUUUUUUUGUGGUGCUUAAAGCCUAACAAAAGCAUGCCAACUGGAAGAAAAUGGAAACUGUAUGUAGUUCAAACAGCCAGAUAGACUAAAGACCUAUAGGUAGGUGUGGUUGCUGACUGAAUCCAUUGAAAGUCUCUAGUAUAUGUUGUUUUGUUUUGUUUUUUUGCUUUAAGUCAGUCUGUGUAAUAAGAGUAUUUUCCAUUAUGAACUGAGAGAUGGUCUGACAGGGCAGCCAACAUAUAGCUCCUUUAGGAGGUGACUUGACUGGCCAAAACUGAUCCAUAUACAGAAGUGGGUGAGAGUUUUCUUGAUUGUCAGCUCACUGGGUCUCAGUAUCAGGUGAAACUGACUUUUUCAUCACAUGAUUAUCAGUAGUCUAAAAGUAUGUAAGGUUGUUCAGGUAAUGUGUUCACCAUUGGGGAAUGGUUAUUCUAUUUGUAGUAUUUGUGCCUUGAGUUUUUAUGUUACUUUAUGACUUUACAUUCAACAUUAAAAAUGUUCUAUUUUACUGAAUUAUCAAUGAUUUUCACCCUUCACAUUAAUUAUAUGAAGUCUAAAAGAGUAUGCAGUAUGUUUUUCAUGUUUCAGAUCCAAAAGGUUUUGAUGGAAUGUUUUGCAUACUUUGUCCUCUCUUGCCUUGAUGUCCUGUCAUCCUUUAAUGAUCUACCAUCACUAUCUGUGGGUCAUUUUUAAGAAAAUCUUGCCAACAAUGCACUAAGACUGAGCUGUCAGGGCAGUGGACAUUUUAUCCAUGUCCUUUGUAGCUGAGGUGCCUUUAAAAAUGAUCAAUAAAUAAACAAUCUGUGUUUCACAUCCUUCCAAGAGAAUAUAGUUUGAAGGCAACUACAUAUUUUGUGCAAAGAUCCUCAAGCUUUGAGGCUAAUCAAAGCAAUGGCUACACCUUAAAACAUAUUUUAUUUUCUUCAUUCUGUAUGGCUCGGUCUUAAACUACAUCUGUGCACAACAGAUUGUAGGCCAUAACUAGUUUCCAUGUGCAUGAAGACGAGCAGAAAAAAGAGGUUUUGCUUUUACGGCUGGCACAGGUGGUAACUUUCCACUGUGUAGAAAGCAGUUACUAAGAACCUGAUGUGAUGACUUUAUGUCCUUGACAGUGUGAGACAUUCAUACCUCUUUGGGUGUUUGCCAGUAAGUUCACCUUUUUUGGUGAUAAACCGUCAAGUUUGUUCAUAUGGUGAAAAAACCCAAAAUGUGUUAAGUUACUGUUGUUUAUAGCUACAGUGGUUGUUAUUUCAGAGUUGAUAGAGACAUUUUCUAAAUAAUGACCCAAUUGUGUCAUGAAACUAAGAGUAAUAACUGAAAUUUUAAAAAGAAAACAAAAUCACUCCCUGCCAUGCUCAAGUUGGUCUGAGUAUUUUAUAUUUAAUCCCAGUUUCAUCUAAACAAAGUAGCCUGUGUUCUUUGUAGCUCUUUGAUCCUAACUGUCUAAUCGUCACGUUUUUCAUGCCCACAAAUCUCUAUAAAAGAACAAAUGAGCCAAACCUGUUAAAAUGUUAAUGUAGCACCUACUCCCUGGAGUUGUGCCUCUUACUAGCAGGUGCUAGAGCCCUUCAUAUUGUCAGAUUUCUGCGGUCUUUAGUUCCAGACAGUAUAAAACAAUUUAAGUGUUUUAUGUUGUUACUUUGUGAAAGCUUUUUUUUCUGUCAAUCAAAAAGUAAAUAAACACAUCAGCAUAUUCUGGAAA
This is a messenger RNA of Oreochromis niloticus (Nile tilapia), 6354 nucleotides long. RefSeq names its product UDP-Gal:betaGlcNAc beta 1,4- galactosyltransferase, polypeptide 6 (gene b4galt6). Gene Ontology annotation, biological process: carbohydrate metabolic process; glycosphingolipid biosynthetic process. The record is from RefSeq and is a predicted model, not a curated record. The transcript is spliced from 9 exons. The coding region runs from base 648 to 1796 and encodes 382 amino acids. NCBI's taxonomy places the organism in Eukaryota, Metazoa, Chordata, Actinopteri, Cichliformes, Cichlidae. Gene Ontology annotation, cellular component: Golgi apparatus. Gene Ontology annotation, molecular function: UDP-galactose:glucosylceramide beta-1,4-galactosyltransferase activity.